CUUACUAAUAUUCAAGUUUUGGAUUUAUUGAUAAACAAUCUGUCUUCUGUAAUACCUUAUUGCUUCGACAAUUUUGCAUUCUUGGAUAGUACGAAAAAUAUGCCUUUCAUUAUACCUAGUUUUGGUCAAAGCUCCGUACAUGAAAAUGGAUUUUCAUCGUUUCAAUGGAAAGGUCAAGAAUUUGAAUAUAAUCGGGGUAAUAUAGUGCUUCUCAAACUCAUUGAUUUUUCAAGCAAUGGAUUGACCGGGAACAUCCCCAAAUCGUUUUCUACUAUGAGGGGAUUGAGAUCCUUGAAUCUAUCUAGAAAUAGUUUGACGGGCUAUAUAAUUCCAGAUAUUGGUAAAAUGGAGGUGCUAGACUCUCUUGAUCUAUCUCACAACCAACUCUCUAGCAAGAUACCUAUAAGUUUGGCAGGAAUACACACUCUUGGUUAUCUCGAUUUGUCAAACAACAGUUUGUCUGGAAAAAUUCCAACGGGUACUCAACUUCAGAGCUUCAAUGCAUCGUAUUAUGCCGGUAAUGAUGGACUAUGUGGCGACCCUCUACCAAAGUGCCCCGGAGAUAUCUUGAGGCCAUCCACCACUAAUUCGAAGGGAAACAUGAAUGAGAAAGACGAUGUCUUCUCAUUUAUGCAAGAAGUUGCCAUAUCGAUGGGCUUUGGUUUUAUCUUUGGAUUUUGGGGAGUUAUUGGUACAUUCAUAUGGAAGAAAUCAUGGAGAAUUGCAUUCUUCAACUUGUUGGAUGCUGUUGGAGAUUGGUUCUACGUCAGGAUUGUUGUGUUUGUAUCCAAAUGGAGAAGAGAUUGAAAUGCAAUACAGCUGUGACACUACUCGCUUUAGAGAUGAAACAAGGUGAACAAACUUGGAGUUGGUGAUCUUAUUUAAUUUUAAUGUUUUAGAGUUUUUACUUUCCUUUGUAAACUGUAUGUUGGUAUGUAUUUGUUUUGUCUAGUUUAUGCAUAGUUCAUGACCCCGUAUUAAAUGCAUAUGUUGAUUUAUAUAAUUUUAUUUAGAUUACUGUAA
Molecule: messenger RNA, 1023 nt
Organism: Salvia hispanica
Lineage: Eukaryota; Viridiplantae; Streptophyta; Magnoliopsida; Lamiales; Lamiaceae
Source: RefSeq, a predicted model, not a curated record